This is a messenger RNA of Pocillopora verrucosa, 1010 nucleotides long. Lineage: Eukaryota; Metazoa; Cnidaria; Anthozoa; Scleractinia; Pocilloporidae. The record is from RefSeq and is a predicted model, not a curated record.
CUAUAAAACAGUUUUGCUUCGCAGAACACAGUCAGUAUUUGCGUUGAGCUAAUCUAUCAAAUUGAUUUUCGGAUAUUUGCAGCUUAUUAUCUACUCCAGAUUUCCAUCAGCCAUCAACAGAUAAUCUACAAAAAUUCUACUCUACUCAGUUUCAUUAAGAACGAGAUGGAACCCAUCACUGUUACAAUUGCACUGCACUGGGAUACAAAUAUUGUGGACAAACCAAUCCCUGCUCCCUACACCACAAAGGUUUCUCAAGGUACGUUUCUUAUUGACAUCAUGAAGAAAGCUGCAAACGAAGAUGUUGAUGGGCCGUUCAAUAAAUACUCCACCACCUACUACGGUAAUGUGGGGGAUUUUGUCAUCGCCAUGGACGGAGUUGAACAGGAUCCCGCCAAAAAUCUAUACUGGAUGAUAAGAGACAAACAGACUGGAAAUCUCACACCAACGGGAAUAGACCAAUACCAGCCACAGAACGGGUCAACUACAGUCUUCAGCUAUGAAGAAACAGGCAUGAGUCACCACGAAAGACUGACUCGUGGUUAAGCGUCUGGAUAAGGGUGAGGGGUCCUCUGGAUAAAAUCAUAACCCAAACCAGAUAAUGUAAACCACCUAUGAUUAGUUUUAAGAAAACUGUAAUAGUUUAUACAUUUUUUUACUUUGCUGCAUCUAGUGUUAGCUAAGUCAUGAUGUUAACUUCAGCUUUACUUGAGAAUUUAGACGUUUCACCAUUUUGAUUCGUUUCUCAAAGAUCGUUUUGCGAUGCUGUUGCGUUGAACUGAUUUUCAAAAUACUUUUUAGUUAUAUCGUAAAUUUAGGCAAAUUUACCAUAACGAUGACGUAUAGUGAUCAGAGAACUUUUUUAUUUGCUUAUGCAAAGUUUGGAAAAUAGCUAUAGUUAUUAUAUACUCCAUAGAUUUUGUAUUUUCUCAUCAGUUAGAUACUGGUUUCAAAGCCCCUCUGAUUUCCGGUUGUGAUAUGUAUUAAUAAAGGGAGUAAGUUGCUUAAGA